Molecule: messenger RNA, 2122 nt
Organism: Anopheles maculipalpis
Lineage: Eukaryota; Metazoa; Arthropoda; Insecta; Diptera; Culicidae
Gene: Notum
Product: palmitoleoyl-protein carboxylesterase NOTUM
Exons: 5
Coding region: 35-2122 (695 amino acids)
Molecular function (GO): hydrolase activity
Source: RefSeq, a predicted model, not a curated record
UAGAUCGUAAGAGAAAAAAAUACUCAACAAAACAAUGGCGUUUCGAUGUCGAAGGAACAACCACUGGACGGCACUGACGAUAACAGUGUUGGUUUUUAUCACCACAUACACACUACCCACUGCACGGUGUCGUUCGGUCAAUGUUAACUCACCGAACCAUCCACACAGCCGACACCAUCGAUCAAACAUUUCGAUCGAAAGUAACUCGAUCCAGCGGCUCGAUGCGUCCGGUGGUCACCGGCAGCCAGGACACGGGACAGCAGGUUUCAACGGCAUGUCCAACCAGCCACCGCUCCUUAAGCGAGUGUUUCUCUCGAACCGAACCGUUACAUGUAACGAUGGUUCCCAGGCUGGAUUUUACCUACGCAAAUCACCCGGUUCCCGUCGGUGGGUGGUGUUCUUCGAAGGUGGUUGGCAUUGCUAUGAUCACAAAUCGUGUCGAACGAGGUGGCUCAAGCAGCGCCAUCUGAUGACUUCCGUCCAGUGGCCAGAAACGCGAGAUGUUGGUGGCCUCCUGUCCGCAUUACCAUCGGAGAAUCCGUACUGGUACAACGCGAAUCACGUGUUCGUUCCGUACUGUAGCAGCGAUUCGUGGAGUGGCACUAAAAUCCGCCCCGACACGCGCGAUGGAUUACGAUUUAUGGGCUCGCUCAUCGUACGCCAGGUGAUGUCCGAUCUGGUGCCAUUAGGGCUAGGACACUCGCAAGGUGCCGACCUCCUAAUGGCUGGUUCAUCUGCGGGAGGGUUGGGCGUGAUGCUGAACCUCGACAAAGUGCGAACAUUUCUACAGAACGAACGAGGUCUCAAAGUAAGCGUACGUGGUGUUAGCGACUCGGGGUGGUUCCUGGACCGGGAACCAUACACGCCCGGUGCAGUUGCUGCCUCGGAAGCCGUACGACAGGGCUGGAAAAUGUGGGACGGUGCGUUACCGCAGGCUUGCGUUGCCGAACAUACGAAGGAACCGUGGCGUUGUUACUUCGGUCAUCGUCUUUACAACACUCUGAAAUCUCCUCUGUUCGUGUUCCAGUGGCUGUUUGAUGAGGCUCAGAUGCGUGCAGAUAGUGUUGGUGCACCGGUCACACCACAGCAAUGGGACUACAUACACGAUAUGGGUGGUGCGUUGCGUGAAUCGCUCAACAACGUGUCGGCAGUGUUUGCUCCCUCGUGCAUCGGCCAUUCCGUGCUAACCAAGCGUGACUGGAUGAAGAUCAAGAUCGACGACAUCUCGCUAGCGGACGCGCUACGCUGCUGGGAGCAAUCGAAUGCGGACGAACGUCAGUCACAGUGGCGUUCGAUCAAUCGAAGUCCACAGAAACUGCACCGCAAACAUAAUGGUGGACGCAGGAAGAACAAGCAACAGCAGCAACAACAGAAACAGAUCGGUUCGGUAAGCUUGGAAUCUUCCUCCGAGCGGCCGCAACGUCCGAAGCUUACCAAAGAGGAACGAGAGCGGCGACGGCAGGAGCGACGCAAGCGCCAGAACCAGCGCAAACAAAACGGUCCUGGUAAGGCGAACCCAACCGAAACCACCGGCACCCAGCAGCUUGGUUUAACGAAAGUUCCUAAACUAGAACGAAUGCCAAAAAAUAGUACUACCAGCAUGGUUAGCAACAAACCCACCACCAUCAAUCAACCGAAGCGCAACAACCAUCGGCAUCAUCCGGCCCAACCGCACCAGGAACUGGCGAUCGGUGUCCGAACGCCGGCGGUAGCUCUGUUGAACGAACCAACACCACCCACCCCACCCCACAAGCUGCGGAAUCAGAACAAGAAGCGCCUGAACGGUCAUCGGAAUCGAAAUCGUAAGGCACGCGGGGGUAACGGUGGAGGUGGCAGUGGAGGGCCGGGUGGCCGGAAUCGGGCACCGCAGCCGGUGGACAUUGCGGAACCAAAGAAGUGCUCGUUGCGACUGUUGGAGCGAUGCAGCUGGCCCCAGUGUAAUCACUCCUGUCCGACGCUCACCAACCCGCUGACCGGUGAGGAGAUGAAGUUCCUGGAGCUGUUGGCCUCGUUCGGGCUCGACAUGGAUGCGGUCGCGACCGCACUCGGUGUCGACAUGCAGACGCUCAACAACAUGGACCAUGCCGAGCUGGUUAAUCUGCUCACGCAGCAGGUGACGUAG